AGCAUGUAAAGGUUUGGUCUUUAAAGUCUGGGGCACGUGUUUUAAAACCUUUUGCCCGUGAUAAUGUUUAGUUUUAUAAUUUUGUCAUGUGUUAUUUGAAAUGACAAUUCAAUGAUCUUGCUUAGCAGAUAUUAAUCUUUAUUAUCUGUAUUAUAACUCUUCGUUUAUAACCUUAUUUAUACUGUCUAUGUUUUUAACGCUCGAAGUAAAUCUCAAUUUCACUUAGGUAAAACUCUCAACAAGUCACUGCGCCCUCGUGUGGUCAUGUUGUGGAACUGCACUUACCUUUUUGCUCCUGAGAAAUUCCAACAUUGAGGAGUGUUUUGAGUAUUCCUGCUGCCCUGCUUCAUGUGAUGACCUGACUGCUCCCCCACAGUGAGACCUGCACAUCCCUACAUCAACACUGACAGGACUCCCAGAGAUGUCUGGAUCAACGGAUCAUCGUUCAGAGAGCCAUCGACUCUCAGACACCUUGAUUAGGGUGACACCCACUGCAGUAUCUAUGGCUGGGUCCUCUCACUGCGGUAACAACACUUCUUAUUGAAACUGGCUUAUAAUCCUGCUUUUGCUUCGAGAGGAUUCCUUAACUUACCACCUUGUUGUGAUUAAAAGUCUUGGAAAAGUUUUAAAGAAAAGAAGAAUACAUUUGGUGGGCUGGGAUGGAAAUCAUGUAUUCUCACAACAGGAAUAACAACAUCAAUGCAGAGAGAAGCAGGAAGAACGUAAAAGGCAAAACAUGGGCUCACUUGAAGUGGACUCCACAGCAGGAAGACAUCAUCAACUUUACACCCCAGGUGGAGACAAAGGAGACUCUGACGGUGGAGGACAAGGAGGUGAUGCAGCGCACUGCGUUGGGAAAGGCCAUUUUUGACCUGAGCCACUCAGAGAGGGUGAUGAAUGAUCUGAUGUUCGGAAGGCGGGUGGGGCUUUACGAGCUGAGAGGAGAGAUUGGCUCUGGAAACUUCUCCCAGGUUAGACUGGGGAUACAUGACCUGACCAAAGAAAGAGUUGCAGUAAAAAUCCUGGAUAAAGUUCGACUGGACAAACAAACACGAACGCUUUUCGAGUCAGAAAUCUCUUGCAUGAUGAGUCUGGCUCACCCCAACAUAGUGUGCCUGUAUGAGGUGCUAGAGACCUUCAAGAAGCUCUACCUGGUGAUGGAGUACGCUGGCGGAGGAGAGCUGUUCUCCCGUAUCAGCAGCAGGGGGCGCCUGUCAGACCUGGAGAGCAGGCUUGUGUUCUCUCAGAUUUUGUCUGCAGUCAAACACAUGCAUGAUAAUAACAUUGUGCACAGGGACCUGAAGGCGGAGAACGUCUUCUACACCAGCACCGACUGCAUCAAAGUGGGCGACUUUGGUUUCAGCACGUACUGCCACCCCAACGAUGUCCUACACACGUUCUGUGGUUCUCCACCCUACGCAGCGCCUGAGCUGUUUACAGAGAACAGUUACUCGGGUCAGUGUGCAGAUAUUUGGGCGCUGGGCGUCUUGCUUUACUUCAUGGUGACUGCCUCUAUGCCAUUUAAAGCUACAAACACAAAUCUGCUGAGGUGUUGCAUCCUGCAGGGCUCCUAUGUGAUCCCCUCAUAUGUUCCCACAUCAUGUCAGGAGAUCAUCCGGGGUCUGCUGAGGCUGGUUCCUGAGGAUCGCCUCACUAUUGCACAGAUCAUGAGCAGCAACUGGAUGACAGGUAUUGAAUACCCACAAGCUUACCCAGCUUGUGCACAGACACCCUCCCACCUGGUCGAGCCUUCUCACAUCCUCAACUCAGAUGAGCUGAGUGUGAAAGCAGCACUGGAGGAUCUUGGCAUCACUAAAGACCAUCUCUUAAAUAACAGUCCUGACUUAAGAAGUCCCAUCAACGGGGCUUACAGGAUUCUGCUUCACCGCAUCCAGAAGAGGUGGUCUGUGGAAGCUGUGGGCUACAACCAGACUUACACCAAAGAGUCCCAGAACAGACUAAGAUGGAGAGCGGGCUCAAAGGGGACGAUAAACAAACGCCAGUCUGUGGUGUGUGGCAUCAUGUAGUUAGGUCCAUCAAAGCAGGAGUUCUGCAUAUUGAGGUGUGCUCAUUUGCAAUUUGAGAAGAUGGACAACAGUCUUAUGUUAUAGUGUUACAAUUCAGAUGCUUUUGUCCAAAGUGACGUACAUCUGAGAGUGAGUACAACACAAGCAAAGAUCUAGACAGGAAGGAAACAAUGUGAGUAAGACCCACACAGUCAGGUCAGGCACAGGUGCUGCCUUGCAGGGCUAGAGGCGAUGCACAGGGUGUAAAGAAGAACGAUGUCUGUGCAUUAAAGCUACUGCAAAAUUGCCUUGUAUUAUCAAAAAUCAGAUGUGUUAUAAAAAUGAAGCAUCCAGUAAAGCACCAACAAAAUCUGCGUAAAAUAAAUCUUUAAUUAGAUUUCAUUUACUUUAAUUUCUUCAGACUGUGUGGUCUGGCAGAACUUGCUUUGGUUUUGCAAUCUACUUGGAACUAAUCACAACAACUGCAGCCAUGCAGAGUCUCUAGUGAAUAGCCCUUUUCACACAUCCUCUGCACUGCUGAAUAUUGUGCAACACUGUCCAGGUAGACUACAUGUGUGAACACACACAGCCGAGUCUGCUCAUGCGUACUUUUUCCUGCCAGCCCUAAAGUGAAAUGUCUGUAAACAGUGAACCAGUGUGUGAAUGCAGCUGGUAAUAGUCUGAAAUGUUUAUUUAACACGUUACUGCUUGACUUCUGGUUGUGUUAAGUACAUUUCCUGAUAAAUGCUGUUGAGAAUCUCUGGGAACAGUCA
This is a messenger RNA of Notolabrus celidotus (New Zealand spotty), 2779 nucleotides long. RefSeq names its product serine/threonine-protein kinase NIM1-like. Gene Ontology annotation, cellular component: cytoplasm. The transcript is spliced from 6 exons. The record is from RefSeq and is a predicted model, not a curated record. The coding region runs from base 660 to 2027 and encodes 455 amino acids. Gene Ontology annotation, molecular function: protein serine/threonine kinase activity; tau-protein kinase activity; ATP binding. NCBI's taxonomy places the organism in Eukaryota, Metazoa, Chordata, Actinopteri, Labriformes, Labridae. Gene Ontology annotation, biological process: protein phosphorylation; intracellular signal transduction; microtubule cytoskeleton organization.